Xyrauchen texanus (razorback sucker) is the source of this 1370-nucleotide messenger RNA. RefSeq lists its product as uncharacterized. Gene Ontology annotation, cellular component: external side of plasma membrane. NCBI's taxonomy places the organism in Eukaryota, Metazoa, Chordata, Actinopteri, Cypriniformes, Catostomidae. The coding region runs from base 30 to 965 and encodes 311 amino acids. The transcript has 5 exons. The record is from RefSeq and is a predicted model, not a curated record. Gene Ontology annotation, biological process: positive regulation of T cell proliferation; cellular response to lipopolysaccharide; T cell costimulation.
CUGAGUGCAGCUCAAGGUGUUCAGUCGACAUGUUUUUAAAGCAUUUAACAAAUUAUCUUUUAGUUUUGACUUUAAUUUAUCUUUUAACAGAUACAGGUGCUGUGAAUGUUACCAGAGGGGAAACUGCAAGUCUGUCCUGCCUCUCAAAUUCUGAAAAGUUUGAAAGAGUUUCUGUAUAUUGGAUAAAAAAUAACAACACAACUGUUUGUGGCUAUCAUUUAAUUGACCACAAAGAUCAAACUAUCUCAGGAUCUUGUGAACCUCGUUUUUCAUUGAAUACAACGCAUUUCUUUCUAAGCAUAGAUAAUGUUGAGUUCAGUGACGCUGGUAAUUACACCUGUAAAACAUCGAGAAUACUUCCACCACCAACAAUUGAUUACAUCUCAUAUGCAAUACUUCAUGUUGAAGGUCUCUCAAUGCAGCGACUGAACAGCAGUAACGCCACCUGUGUCCAUCUGCUCUGCUCUUUGGAGGGUCUGAAUCCUGCGCGGGUGAACUUCACCUGGAGUAUAGAAGGUCAAAACAUAUAUCAUCCAUCCACCUCUUCUGAUAUGAGCAGUGAGCUGCAUCUGUGUAAACCAGAGUGGAUAGGAGGAGACACAAUCACCUGUAACGCCAGUUACUUGAGCACCAAAAGACUUUACAGCCAAAGUAUACUGCUCACAGAUGAUGUCACAGAUGAUGUCACAGAUGAUGUCACAGAUGAUGUCACAGGUGAGGUCACAGGUGAGGUCACAGAACGUCAUAUCAACAAGUCUGUGCUGAUAAUCGCAUGCAGUGGUGUUGCAGGGAUCAUCUUCUGCCUGAUCAUCACUAUUGUGCUGUGCAAAUAUAAAGCCAGAAAGAAAAGAGAUGGAAUAAUUUUUAGCAAUAAAAUCUACGAGAACUUCAGUUUCGCCACGGCGCGCCAGACUGCACAGGCCAUUCCUAAACCACAGACAGUCGAGUGCAUAUAUGAGAACUAACUUAGUUCAUACAUAACAUACAGUCACACUGAGCCUAAACUUGUUUCAAAGGAUUUGCAAUGUAGGCUAAACUGUGAUUUUCUGGUGGUUUUACUUAGAUAUCUGAAGGUGCUGCAACGCGUUCUCACAGUAUUGUUAAAAAUGCUUCCUUGUAAAAAGAAUAGCAUGCACUUUAAAAACAAUCAGUAUUUUUUUUGUCAUUUUGUUCUCAUGUACUGUAUAGGCUCACUAAACUAGUAUGUGUCUUGAGUUUGUGAUUAUGGGCAGGGACUUUACAUCUGUUUUCUUAGAUAAAGUGCUACGACAUUAUUACAAACUCUCUUUGCACUUUUUGUCAUAUGAAUUAUUUUUGGUACAGUAUUUAAACUAAUUGUGCUGUAAUGUUGUAUUUACUUGUAAAUAAAU